This is a messenger RNA of Setaria italica (foxtail millet), 850 nucleotides long. RefSeq lists its product as uncharacterized. The transcript is spliced from 2 exons. Bases 11 to 688 code for a protein of 225 amino acids. NCBI's taxonomy places the organism in Eukaryota, Viridiplantae, Streptophyta, Magnoliopsida, Poales, Poaceae. The record is from RefSeq and is a predicted model, not a curated record.
GCUGAAUUUGAUGACAUCUCGAUCAUCAAAUUGGCUGCUCUCCCAGAAGUACUGCCGGCGUCCCCGACGACGGAAGAAGUCGCCGUCGCUGAUCCAGAGCGCCUUCCCCAACCGCCAACCGGCCGAAGCAGCCGACUCGAAGCGCCGCGACCUGAUGAUACCCUCCUCGCCGCCGCCGACCGCAAGCCCCGGAGCUCCUCCCACCUGUUCGGAUACCACCACCUCUGAUGCCGGAUCAGGAUCUGAUACCCAGAGCGACCAACAAGUUGGUCCAGGGAAUAUCAUAUCUGAAAGCGUCGUCUCCCUCGUUUCCUACUUGGGAACCUUGAUCCUAUCCGAAUGCACAGGCAUACUCAACGAGGACCUGUACGAUGAUUUCACCACCAUUCUGACUUCAGCCAGCAGCUUCGUCAGAUCGAUUGGUGAUGUCGUCGAAGACGUGGUGAUCAAACUGCGGCUUCCCGACAAGGAGAUCGCCAGAGGCACGCUACACUACCACGAGCCCGAGCAUGAUAUUGCCGUCGUCGUCGUGACCCGUGCCCUCCGUUUCCAGCGGGCGCAUCUCAAGUCCACCCCCUGCAUCUACUGCAUGGAGGUCGAGCCCGAUCUCGAGGUGGUAGCCGUUGGGCGUCGCUUCGAGUCUGGAUCAGGAUGGCGAGAUGACUGCGUCCCGACCGAAGAAUCUUGAGUUCUUGGAGCGUGCUGUUCACUAGGCCUGCUGUUCCUCCUGAGCCUCUCUAUUACGACAUGCUAAUAAACCACGACAUGGAGCUCGUCCAUGGCGGAGAUUACUCUUGUCGUAAGGAUAGACGGGCCAGAACUUGAAUUAGACUGAUUUGUUGGAAGCUUA